GGGCAGUUUGGAUGGUCUUGAAGUCUUUUGUCCUUUGAAGCACAAAAUUGUGCCCUUUUAACUGAGAGAUGACCUGGAAGGGAAUGGAAAGGGAGGGCCAUGUCUUCAAUGUCCCAAGUAAUUUUCCAGAUGAUUAGUUGGAGCAACUUUUGUAUAAAUCAGUAACAUUUGCCUUUCAUUUCCUAAUCCCAGGUUUAAUGUAGACAGCUCAAAUGUAAAGUGAGAUUGACGUAUCAAUAUACAUACAUAUACAUACACCUAAGUGAUCCAAGCUGAGGAAAGACAUUUUGAAUCCGAUGAAGAGCAAGAGAUGACAGGAGAGAAGGCCAGGUGGUUCAAAUUAGGAAAGCGGUGGUCAGAAAAGAGACAAAUGUCCUCUUUCUCUCUCUUCAGGUGACGAUAUAGGGUGUUGGAAGCAGAUGAAGAUACCUCAGCAGGUGAAAAGAAGAGAAAUCCAUUCAAGAUAGAGACUGUUCGGCAGGAAGAGAUGAGGCCUGAGGAAAUAUGGAGGCCGCGUGCCCAAGGAGGCAAAGGGAACCUUGUGGUUGACAAAAUUCCCGGACAGCAAUGGGAACCUGAAGGGCAACAACUAGUUAAGCCCAUACAAAGAGAGAAUGAAGGUACUGCACUCUCGAAAGGUCUUCUAGGUGGAGUUAGCCAGAGGCCCACCAUUCAUGGAGCAGAAAAAAUGCCCUCUUUUUCGCAGGAUGAUGCAGGAUACAGCUACAGAUCAGAAGAUACAAUGCAUACCAGAGUGGAUUCCUAUCCAUUUCCCAUAGUAGUGAAACAUUUCCCGGAAGGAUCAUGCUUUGAUAAACAUCAGGGACUGAAAGUGGGAGAGAAGGAAAACGAAGUCUCUGAUUGCAGGAAGAAGGGGAAUUUAAUGGGAUGUCCAAGUAACCUUUCAGGGAGGAAUCCCUAUGCUUAUGCUGAGUGUGACAAAAACUUAAAUUAUUUAUCGGCGUUCAUGACAAACCAUGAGGUUCCUUUGGAAGGGAGACCGUACAAGUGCUCUUCUUGCGGGAAAAGCUUCAUGUUGCUAGAAAGGUUAAUCAGGCACCAGAAAAAUCAUACCGGGGUGAAGCCGCAUAAAUGUGGCCAGUGCGGGAAGUGCUUCAGCCAGAGAAACCACCUGAAGAAGCACGAGAGGAUUCAUACCGGAGUGAAACCGCACAAAUGCUCUCAGUGCGGGAAAUGCUUCACCCACCGGGACCAUUUGAAGAACCACCAGAGAAUUCAUACCGGAGAGAGACCCUACGACUGCCCUGAGUGCGGUAAGAAGUUUAGCCGGAGAGAACAUUUGAAGAAACAUGAGAGGAUCCACACAGGAGAGAAGCCAUAUGAGUGCCGUCAGUGUGGCAAAUGUUUCCGGCAGAGAGAACACUUGGUAGGACACCUGAGGACCCACAAUGCGGAAUGGCCCCUGAAAUGCCCCGAAUGUGGCAGAGAAUUUUCUCGGAGAGACAUAUUGCUCAAACAUCUGGAAACUCACAAGGGACAGAAAUCGUAUAAAUGUGGGAAGAGUUUCAAUCAGAAAGGUAGACUAAUUAAGAUUCAGAGCACCCCUUCUCCACACUGAUACAUUCUCAGUAUCCACAGGACUCCAGACCCGCCCACCCAUGCCCUGCCACAGAUACCAAAAAAUAUCCAUGCUCAAGUCUCUACCAAAAAUUAUUGUGGUGACAGAAGGUGCAUUUACACUGUAUAUUUA
This is a messenger RNA of Anolis sagrei ordinatus, 1711 nucleotides long. NCBI's taxonomy places the organism in Eukaryota, Metazoa, Chordata, Lepidosauria, Squamata, Anolidae. The record is from RefSeq and is a predicted model, not a curated record.